Messenger RNA from Lacerta agilis (Sand lizard), 2361 nucleotides. It is a transcript of the gene MMAB, whose product is annotated as metabolism of cobalamin associated B. Gene Ontology annotation, molecular function: corrinoid adenosyltransferase activity. Lineage: Eukaryota; Metazoa; Chordata; Lepidosauria; Squamata; Lacertidae. The coding region runs from base 1 to 720 and encodes 239 amino acids. The transcript has 9 exons. The record is from RefSeq and is a predicted model, not a curated record.
AUGGCGGCGGGUCUGCUGUGCGGGCGCGCUCUGCGCCGAGUGGCGGCGGCGGCGGCCUCGACCCUCGGCGGGAGCGCGAGGCGCCUGAGCCGGGAGCAGAGCGGGCCCGGAGAGGCGCCCAGCACGGAUGCCAAGCCCAGGAGAACAACCCAAAUCCCCAAGAUAUACACGAAAACAGGAGACAAAGGGUUUUCCAGCACAUUCACUGGAGAGAGGAGAGCAAAAGAUGACCAGAUCUUUGAUGCCCUGGGAACACUCGAUGAACUGAGUUCAGCCAUAGGGCUAAGUGCUGAAUUUGGCAGUGAAGGAGGCCACUCGUUUGUGCAGGAACUUCACCAGGUCCAGUGUGUGCUGCAAGACGCCAGCUCCAACGUGGCAACUCCCAUAUCCUCAGCCAGGGAGUCACAUUUAAAGCGAACAUCAUUCAGUGAAAAGCCCAUUCUGCAGCUGGAGGCCUGGAUCGAUCACUACUCUGAGCAGCUUCCACCACUCACAGCUUUCAUUUUACCCUCUGGCGGCAAAAGCAGCACUGCUCUCCAUCUCUCCAGAGCCGUCUGCCGCCGAGCCGAGAGGCGUGUGAUUCCUUUGGUGAAAACGGGAGAAGCAGAUGCAGAUGUGGCCAAGUUUUUGAACAGACUGAGCGACUACUUGUUUGUUCUUGCCCGCUAUGCUGCAAUGAAAGAAGGGAAGCAGGAGAAGAUCUACACCAGAACGGAGUAGGGAGCAGAGACCCUCUGAUGCAAGAGGUGGACUGCCAGGCUUUCAAACAGAGGACUGGACAAGAUGAAAGAUUGCUUGCGGUUUCAAACUGAGCUCUUGAAAUCUACUCCUGAAAGCUUAUUUAAAGCUUGCAGCUCCAGCCUUGCUCCAUUUUGAGACCAGUUUGCUAAGAGAAUUUGGAGCGCUCACUGUGAAUAGACUUCAGCUGCAUUUAUUGACAUGUGCUGAUAAAAGGAGAGGAGAGAAGCACAUCCCACACCUGAUGUGCUCCAGAGCCCUUCUCCGCAAGAGGUGUUCUGUUGCCAGAGGCACUUGGUGCUUUGGCUCAGACUGGCUUGCAGACCACAGCCUCCCUGUUACACUUCCUGGUCCUCUUUUUCUUUUUGAGGUCAUUGUUGAAUCCAUCAACACUUUGGCAGGAGACGCAGCAUCACAAGCACAGCAAAGUUCUGCCAUUGUAACCUUUGUGCAGGGAGAUCCUAGAAACGGCCGUUGAGAGAUGGGAGGCAGCAGUGGGCAUCACCAGAUUGGAACUCUGGGAUGCAGCUCAGCUGCCAGAGGGCUUCUGCCUUUUUCCUUUUUUCAGUAGGACUCCCAAUUUUUCACUUGCCUCUCUGGCUGCCAUUUAACAUACCUGACCCUUCCUCUUCAGCUGUUGAACUGUUCUGAGACUUCCUCUUCAGUCAGGGGAGUCUCUGUUGUACCUUUCCUCACACUGCUGUGGGGUUGUUGUUUUUUAAACAGAAGCCAAUUUUUACGAAGGGGGUAGGGAGAAACCCACCUCACUAUGACUAUUGAACCAAUUUGUCAAGUUUAUUUCCAACAUGGAGAAUAUGCUAUAAAAUGCUAAGAUACAGGAGGGCCAAGAUAAAAUAUUUUAUUAAUCUCCUAUGGCAAACUUUCCCCUCCCCACCUCAUGACACAGACAUGCAAGGCAUUGUUUUGGUGUGGGGGUGAUGUUAGACCCCUGACGGCCUGCAUAGCUUUCCUUUUUUGGGAAAGCCACACCAUGCCCAACUGUUGCGCACCAGGACAGCCAAACUGUUUCAACAUAUUUAGUACACAAUCACAAUUUGCACAUCAGCUCUGAAAAUGUAUACAUGGAGGAAGCAGUUCAUCAGAGGGUCAAGGAGACCACAGGGAGGGGGUGCUGUAUAGUGUCACCCCCAUUCCUACUCUAUUGGAGAGAUUCUAUUGGAGAGCUUGCCCCAUGCCACCCCAACAUUCCUUCUAGAUGUUUUGCACUAUAAUUCCCAUGGGCCCCAACCAGCACAGCUCUGGGCUGCUGGGAACUGUAGUCCAAAACAUCCAAAAGGCUGCCAUAGAGUAUCCUGCAACUUCUGUAGUGCAAUAUUUCCAAAUCCAUUAAGAGAAUGCUUAAUGUCUAGCAUUUAAAACAUGAGACACACAUUCUUCUGCAACAUUCAAAGUAAAAUCAAGAAAAGGUGGGGAUUUUGGUUUUCUGUUAACAGGUCAUGCUUGAGUGUCUCUGGGCCCAGCCCUUCACUAGAAUUCUUUUAAAAAACAAGCAACUAUUUUACACCUCAAGGCUAAAGAUUUGCAGUGGUGGAAUAAUCAAGGUUAGAAAGCAUUAAACGGGGCUUCUGCAAAAAGAAAAACAAUAAAACCAGUAAAACCCAA